AUGAACGGCAAUGACAAGUUUAUGCAAAAUCAGCCUCAGACAAAACAAACCAGCGAGUCUGAGAUGGACUAUGCCGAGGAUCUUGGCAAGUGGACCUCAGAGAUUAACCAGAGAGAUCAAGAAGCCAAGCUUGCGAGAGAAGUAAAAUCUCCAAACAAAUAAGUUGCCUCCCAUCAGAAGCAGCAAGCUGGAAGAAGAAAGGGUUAAAAAUAAUGAAGAAGGUAGUUACUUAGAUACCCUACCUAGGAACGAGCACGCUCAUGAAGAAGAGGAUAAAACUCCUCAUGGUGAUCAGAAUUUUCAGAGAGACAGCACCCCAAUGCCUAAAUAUUACAAAAAUUGGGAUAACUUUGACGAGGUUGAAGCUAUUAGGAAAACGGAAGGCCUUCAACUAACCAUGCUAUUUCCUGAAUAUGAAGGGCUUACAGUCGAAGAGAUCAAGCAAAAAGAAAAAGAGCGAUUGCAAAAAAAAACAAGAGGAGCAAAGCCUAAUACAAAAAUCAUGAUAAAAGGAGGAAAUAAUCCGAUUUCUCAAAUAGAUAUAGAGCAUAUGAGGAUCCAAGGGAACAGUUUCUUCUCCACUCUUGAGUUUGAAAAGGCAAUUGAAUGAUACACCAAGUGAUUGACGAUGGAUCUAGAAGAUAAAAAUAUUAAAGUAGACCUCUACUCUAACAGAUCUCAGUGAUAUCUAAACCUCAAGAACUAUGCUGAUGCAGAGCAAGAUGCCCUCUCAGCUCUAAAAUUAGACAGCUUACAUGAGAAUUCGCUAUUUAGGUAUGGAACUGCUCUAUAUUGUCUGAGGCAAUACAAGUUAGCAAAAUUACAAUUUGAAAAUCUCUUACAAAUCGAUCCACAUAGCAAGAACGCUCAAGAAUAUCUCCAUUACAUUGAGGAAAAGUUAUCCAAUAUAAAAAUAGAAGCAGAUGAUAAACUCUGGCAAAAUGAAACACUCAAACAGAGUCAAGAAACCAAUCUUGUCCAGAAAGUUGCUCAGAACCUUCCAAAAGCUUCUGAAGCAAUCCUAGAAAAUAAAAAUACUACAACUUCUGAAGAAAUCCCAGCUACCACUAAAGAAGAGUCCAGAUUGCAAUUCCUUCCCAUAGAAAAUUUUAGCUUAAUAAAGCGUGAAGAUUCAGAAGAGAAAAAGAUGGAUGAAUUUUUCGAAACCAAUGAAGAAGAGAUUACAAAACUUGAAGAAGAACGAAAAAUUCAUAAUAACAGAAAUUCCUCUAAGAACACUCGAACAGAUCAAAAUUAUGAGGACCAGAAGAUCUCCAAACAGGAGGGCAUAAAUGUCCAAUCUGGUGAGGAAGGACCAAGGCUGGAAUUACCUGGCACAGAUCAUGAAGAGCGUAAGGUACUUCCUAAGCUCUCUUUCAUACAAGAACCUGAAGUCCAACAAGUCAUUGACAACAAGCCAAGGAUAAAUUUUUCCUUUGGUGACAACGAAGUUAUCGAAAUUGAAGGUGAAGAGCAAGAAUCUCCUACUCAGGGAGCUGGAACUCCUGAACAGUUCAAUGAAGGGCCUCCGAAGCUCAGCCUCUUCGGCUCUGCUAACAAAAUCCACCUGAGCCUGGAUAAAGAAGGAAUUAAUUUAGUUAGCGGACACGAGAUUCGUAAAGAGAUAGAUACCAGCCCUGUGCGUAGAAAAAUCAGAGAAGAGUGUAAAUAAGGUGAAGCAGACUCUCGAAUACAACCCUACAGAAGAACACUUGCAUGUAGUUAAGAGUGAAGAGGGAAGAUUCUACAGCAUCAGAUUCCAAAAACACAACCAGACAAAAUCCAUUCUCAAGAAAAGAGAUAGUGAAUCAAUCACUGAUCAAUCAAGCGUCGUGAACUUCGAUUUCAAUGAUAAUGAAAUCAGAGAUUUCAAUAAGAAUGACAAAUUGGAUUUAAGAGUGCUGGACAAACAUCUUUCAGUUGAUCAAGCUAGAAAUCGAAUGAAAAAGAAAAAUAAUAGCCUUAUUGGAAGCAAGAGUAUUUCGGGGGGAAUUGCUUCAAAAUCACCCAUGACAUUCGCAGAUAUUGAUCAAAUGGAUGUAGACGAUAAUUUCGACUCAGAUGAUGACCAUGAAGCAUGAAAUGCUCCUUCUACAAGGAAAUCUAAUUCAGAAAUCCGGUUUGAUAAUAAUAGUCCCUUCAUUGGAGACUCUAUAGUCUCCUUCUCAGAGAAAGCAUCUGGCUUCAUGAAAGAAAAGGAGGAAGUCAAGCUUGACCUUGAAAUACCUACAAAAUCAUCACAGUUGGAAAAGGAUAUGAGAAGUUUAAAAAGCGAUUUGGAAUCGCAAAGAGAAUAUUUAUUAAAAAUCAAGCCUUCUUCUCUCCCAUCGAUUUUCUCAGACUCCAUCGAAUGAAGCUCUGUUAUACAGAUCUCGAAGGCUUUCUGACAAGGAUCGAAGAAGUGGAUUCGGAAAAACUGAAACUAUCUGGUAGAUUUCUACUCAAACAUGUCUAAAAUAAACAGGUUUGAAGUUACAAUAGAGUCACUUUCUGAAGAGGAAAAAUCUGACAUUUACGCAAUCACGACUGAGCUUACAAACAUCCUAGAAGAACGUAAGAAAGAUCCUGAUGGAUCCCAAGGCAAGAGGGAAACACUUGAGAAGAAACUCAAUACUUUUGUUGACCUUUUUAACUAAUUUUUUAUGGCAUCAGUUCUCUCA
This is a messenger RNA of Moneuplotes crassus, 2660 nucleotides long. Lineage: Eukaryota; Ciliophora; Spirotrichea; Euplotida; Euplotidae. The record is from the annotation of a GenBank genome assembly.